Cynoglossus semilaevis (tongue sole) is the source of this 289-nucleotide messenger RNA. Its product is annotated as adhesion G protein-coupled receptor L3-like. Gene Ontology annotation, molecular function: G protein-coupled receptor activity. Gene Ontology annotation, cellular component: plasma membrane. NCBI's taxonomy places the organism in Eukaryota, Metazoa, Chordata, Actinopteri, Pleuronectiformes, Cynoglossidae. Gene Ontology annotation, biological process: adenylate cyclase-activating G protein-coupled receptor signaling pathway. The record is from RefSeq and is a predicted model, not a curated record. The annotation marks the transcript as partial. The transcript has 2 exons.
GGUGAUUGGAGCCAUUGCCCUGCUGUGUCUCCUCGGUCUCACCUGGGCCUUUGGUCUGAUGUACGUCAACGAGAGCACCGUGGUCAUGGCCUACCUGUUCACCAUCUUCAACUCACUGCAAGGCAUGUUCAUCUUCAUCUUCCACUGCGUCCUGCAGAAAAAGGUGCGUAAGGAGGUUGGUAAAUGCCUGCGGACUCACUGCUGCAGUGUGAAGAGUGUGGACAGCUCCAUUGGUUCCGGAAAAGGUCCAGCAGCUCGGGCUCCAGGACGUUACUCAGCAGGGUCACAG